Messenger RNA from Pteropus alecto (black flying fox), 5900 nucleotides. RefSeq names its product tripartite motif containing 44 (gene TRIM44). The record is from RefSeq and is a predicted model, not a curated record. Lineage: Eukaryota; Metazoa; Chordata; Mammalia; Chiroptera; Pteropodidae. Bases 236 to 1282 code for a protein of 348 amino acids. Gene Ontology annotation, molecular function: zinc ion binding. The transcript has 6 exons.
GGCGCCGAGCGGCAGAGCGGGCGGGAAGGCCCUCUGCUGCUCGUUCGGGCCGGGGCUACCUGGUGCAGGCAGCAGCGGCGCCGCAGCCCCAGGCCCGCUCAGAGACACCGCGCGGCCCACGCGGGCGGCGACUCCCUAGGAGAGGACCGGGUGGGGAGGAGGACGUGCGAGGCCGCGCGAAGGCCAGACAGCGAGCACCGAGGCCCUUACGCUCGGACCUCGUCACUGCACCCACAUGGCCUCCGGAGUGGGCGCGGCCUUCGAGGAACUGCCGCACGACGGCACGUGUGACGAGUGCGAGCCCGACGAGGCUCCAGGGGCUGAGGAAGUGUGCCGAGAAUGCGGGUUCUGCUACUGCCACCGCCAUGCAGAGGUGCACAGGCAGAAAUUCCCAGGGCACCACUUGGCCGAGUACGUCCACGGCUCCGCCCAGGCCUGGACCUCAGGCGCCCCCCAGGAGGGCGAGGGGAAGGGAGAUGUGGAGGCCAAGGUGGAGAAUGAGAGAGACGUAGAGGUCGAGAUGGGAGAGGAAAGCGAGUCUGAGGAAGACAGUGAGUCCGAAGAAGAGAGCGAGACGGAGGAAGAGAGUGAGGAUGAGAGCGAUGAAGAGAGUGAAGAAGACAGUGAGGAAGAAAUGGAGGAUGAACAAGAGAGCGAGGCAGAGGAAGACAACCAUGAAGAUGGAGAAUCUGAGGCCGAGGGAGAAACUGAGGCAGAAAGUGAAUUUGACCCAGAAAUAGAAAUGGAAGCGGAGAGAGUGGCCAAGAGGAAGUGUCCGGACCAUGGGCUCGAUUUGAGUACCUAUUGCCAGGAAGAUAAGCAGCUCAUCUGUGUCCUGUGUCCAGUCAUUGGGGCUCACCAGGGCCACCAGCUCUCCACUCUAGACGAAGCCUUCGAAGAACUAAGAAGCAAAGAUUCAGGCGGAUUAAAGGCGGCUAUGAUAGAGUUGGUGGAAAGGUUAAAGUUCAAGAGCUCAGACCCUAAAGUAACUCGGGACCCGAUGAAGGAGUUUAUACAGAAGGAAUUUAAGAAAGUUCAGAAAGUGAUUGCGUAUGAGGAGCAGAAGGCCCUUCAUCUAGUGGAUAUCCAGGAAGCAAUGGCCACAGCUCAUGUAACUGAGAUAUUGGCAGACAUCCAGUCUCACAUGGACAGAUUGAUGACUCAGAUGGCCCAAGCAAAGGAACAACUUGAUACCUCUAAUGAAUCAGCUGAGCCAAAGGCAGAGGGCGACGAGGAAGGACCCAGGAAAUCAGGGAAGAUGUUGACCUGUUCAAGCCAGUGACCCAAACAGAGUUAUACAACAUGGUGCCGGUGAAGAAGAGGACACAUGAAGGCUUGCCAUCCCCAGUGGAAAAUCAUUCCUUCCCCUUGUGUGUAUGUGACAGCGUAUAUAUAACGGCUUCUGAUUUCUGUGAAAGCUGCCCAGCGACAAAUGUUCUUCCACCAGAUACAACCCCAGACCCACACAGCAGGCACGUAUCUCUUCAACAGAUGACCAGUUUUAUGCUUACUGACUGUGUGAUAGGUCAAGGAAAAGUGCCCCCGUGAUCAAUCAACCAGGAGCAAUUCAGAAGGGUCCUUCGGGUAAUCCCUCAGUGGCUGCUUUGAACUUACUCAGGAAAGUCAGCCCCUAUAAUAUUGUAUACACAAAUACUAUCUUUUCAUUAGGAAGGAUCUGGAAUAAUCUUGAAGGGCAGUCAGAUUUUUUUUUUUUCCCAUACCUGCUAAUAAAACCCCACUCUAUUUAUAUUGAAGCAUGAAAUAAAUGAGGGCGAAGUACAACUGAACCCACGUAAAUCGUCUCUAAAAGCCCAGUUAUACAUUUGUGAAUAUGUGUUUUCAUGAAAUAAGAUGGAUGGCUCGAAAACAGGGUUGGAGAAAGAGUUAAAAUUUAGAAAUAUAUAGAGAUAUUUUUAGUACAUGAGGUUAUCCAGGACUUCAGAUUCAUAAUUCAGUGCUGUGAAAAUGAAAAAAAUGAUUGAAGAGGUAGAAAGGAAAUGACCUUAAAAAAAAAAAGGAGGACCAAAGAUAUCUGAUUAAAAGUUGAAAUCGUUAUUUCUGAACUCAGAUUGCCCGAGUUUCCAAAAUAGUCACUAAAGGAUCUGAUGGAACCUGAAUUAUUUGGGUGACUUCUGCAGGUUUUAUGGACCUUGUCACAUGAAAGGUGGAAUGUAUAUUACCAAAUGGGAAUUUCAGUGUAGGUUUUUACUGUCCCCCCUUCCCCCCACCUGCCUAGCCUAACUUGGCUUAAAUGCAGUGUGGGGAGAAUUCUUAUCACUCCGUGGUGUGUGAAUCGAUCUCUGAGCUCCAUCUACACCCUCUUUUUACUUCAGCUGGAACCCCUCUUCCCUUGGCACUCCCCACUAACAAAUCUGCAGAUCAUCUCCCUGUCCUGCUUUCUCCUCUUUAGUAACAUGAGCAGAGACACAAUCGUGGUUGGACUUCUAGCUUUUCACUUCCAAAUCACGUUCCCUUACAACCAAGUUUUUCAUGCUCAAAUGAGCAGUGAUGUCCUAGAGAAUACAAAACUGCAAGCUAAAUAAUCUGCAUCUUCCAAAACAUCAAUUUUACUUAAGAAAUGUUUGGAGUCAGGAGAUGACCUUAUUUUUAAAUAAAACAAACACAGUUAUGUGAUGAAAUAGAAUGUUCGUACUCAUAAACCUAGUUAAUAUAAAAUGGGAGACUUCGCAGGUAAUUUUUAUUUACAAGUUGGGGUACGUGCUUCCUCUCCACUGCCUUUAGUGGUAUUUUGGUAUUCAUUUCUGAGAAGUACAAUUAACUGCAUCCAAACAGCCUUGGGGUUGCUGCUGACUUGGGGUCUAGACUUCUAGUGCCUCUGAGGCAGAAUCAAAGGAGCCUGGACUGGGGGAAAUCUCUCUCUUCCUGCCUGCCUGCCUGUCUGUGACCUGGGUACCUAUCACAGAGCUUUAGGGCCAGCUGAUUUGUGUGUGUACAAGAUGGUUUUGAGGCAGAAACAAUACCUACUUACUGUAGAAAUCCUAUUUAUAUUAUGUUCAAACCUGUGCAUGCUAUGAAAUGAUUGUUCCUUUGAUGCCAGGAAGCAACCAGGCAUAUAUACUUCUGGGUUAGGAUUAUCCUAGCUCACUAAAUAUGUCAGGACUUAUUUAUCAAUUUGAGAGGAAUUUGGGUUGUUAAAAAAAAAAGUAUUUUUCUCUCAAACUGGUGGCUUACAAAUGGCUUAGGCAAUUUCAGUGUUUUAUCUAUCUGCCCGCAAAAGCUGGAGAAUUUGGCAUACCACUAAUUACAACCCCCAGCCAUAUCCAACAAAACUACCCUUAAAGAAAGACAAUGGCCUCUAUUUAAAAAUCAGAAGAUUAAGAAGUCUAUAGGAUUUGGAAGCUUGUGUUAUCUUUCCCAAAUAAUUAUUUUUAAAUCUCUAAAUAGUAGCCUUAUCAGUGGGCAGAUCAUUGGCCUCACCAUACCCAAUCAUAUAGUAUCACUUUAAGUCAGUAUUUGGGAAACCCAAGUAUUUAUGCCAUGGAUAUUAACGGAAAUAUAAAAAUACAUGCCAGCCUGCCGUAAUAAAUUAUCAUAUCUCCGUAAGCCUCAAGGAAAGCACUUUUCCUUUUACUUAGAAAAGAUUUCAGGUUUGCUUUUUGGGCUCCUGCUGUCUUCAGCACCUGAUAAAACUUUAACCAGGGAAGCAUUAAACAGUGCAGCAGCUUCUGCCCAGGCUCCUAAGUUCCUGCUGGCACCAUUUAUCGAUGUGAGAACUAGGAUGCUUCCUGCGGUGGCACCAGCUUCCCCCAAAGCUGGAACGUGCUGCUCAGCCUCAAGCCCCAGCAGUAUGAGGCUUCCCUCCUGCCAGGUCAGUAAAAGUUAGACUGCUCAAAAUUGUGUCCUGACUGGAUUCAGGCUGCAAGUUUUGCAGAAAUCCCUAGGGACAAGUCAUCAAGGGAGGCAGGUAGUGAAUGUCUUCAGAAUGAACUGGGUCCUAUCCCCAAUCUCUGGCUGCCUUCCAAAUAUUGGGUGUCUGGGGACUGAGAGGGGGUUUGUCCUUUGAUUUGUUGUCUUUAAAUCUAGGGCAGUUCCAAAAAGUGCUUGGAGUCUCAGCUCUGCCAGCCAGGAAGGGAAAUGACCUGUAUUGAGGACUAACUAUGAGCCAGGCCCUGUCGUACGCCCCCAUUCUCAGAUAAUAAAACAGAUUUGGAGUGGAAGAGUCACUUCCAUUGAGUUACACAGCUAGGAAACGUUGGAGCCGGAUUUUGAACCCAGCUCUCCUUAACUCCGUGACCCAUGCUAUAGCUAAAGUACAGAGAGAGAAAAGACUUCAGGUUCCCCUGCUAUAGUCUGACCAUCCCACUUUAUGAAUUCUUUUUUAAAAUUACAUUUCGUUUCUGUAGCUUGGGCUCAGAAAUGGCAUAGAUGUAGCUUUAUUCUUCUACUUUAGCAGAUGCAUUAAGUACACAUUGCUAACUUAAGCUUGUCCCCAGGAGUUGCAGUCUCCCAUAAAUAGUUUCUAGGCCUUUAAGAGUAUAGAACUUCUCAGAAAUAGUAAGAGUGAAGGGUUUCUGCUCUCAGUUUAUUUUCUGCUGUACUACUGCAGAAAAGGAAACCUUCAUAUUUUAGUAAACCUGGCCUGUUCUGUGCUCUGUGAGGAUAUGGUAAUUCAAAGUCCAGUGGAUCUAGACUUUCUAGCUGAUACCUGAUAUGUAUAUGUGUAUGCGUACACACAUGAGUGAUAUGUAUGUGUGUAUAUACAUGCACAGACACACACACACAAUUUAAGAACUAAGGGAAAUUCAGAGCAGCCCCCUCAUUGUCUUGCAUACCACAGCAAAAGUUUCUGCCAGCCCUGAUUAUAAGUGUUACCAGAUAAUUGGAACUUAGGUGCUUAUUUACAAGAUGCUAACAAGAAGAGCACCUCCUUGGCAAAUGUUGUCAGCUACUAAAGCAUUGCACCGAGGUGACAGCCCUGAAGGAAAUUUUACUUCAGCCCUACUAAAUUGUCUUGAUAUGGGAAAUUUGGUUACCCAGCCAUUUUGAACACCUGAGAGUCUGACCACUCUAGUCAAGCCUGAUUGCGCAGCUGCAGAAUUCAUAACUUAUUGUAGUGGCAGGGCCUAGGAGUCCUCUCCCCCACCUAGAAAAUAUUCUUCUGCCAGUACCUGAAAUUUCACAUUCACAUAUGGUCGUUCAACCCAUGCUUUUUGGUAAAAUCAAUAGCAGUGUUGCCUAGCACAUCUGGAAAUUUUUUUAAAAAAAACAAAUCUCAUUAUGGAUGGAUUCAGCCCAGCCCUAAGAGAAAAGGAAGGCCCACAGGGGAGACUUCAGAUCUCAUUAAUUUUGCCUUUCCCCAGCAGUGUUUCUGAAGCCCCCACCCCAGCUCAUUCUUAAGUGCCAUAAGGCCCAGGCAGUUCCUGCCCUCUCGGAGGCCUGCAAGGUAAAACAGUAGCAUUUGGAACUGAGAACACACCAGAAACAGCAGAACAAGUGUCACAGCAGGAGAAUCAAAAUAAAUUAAAGACAGUUGUGAGUAAACUGGUGCAAAAAAAAAAAAAAAAAGGUGCCACAGAGCCCAUGCUGGGCUUAAUAUGGCCUUGAGGGGACAAUAUAUUUGUACUUAAUGGGAGUUAAACCUGACGAAUCUUUCUACAGUGACAGGCCACAAUGCAUGUGUGGGAAGAACCAAUGAACCCAUUGCUCUCUGCCUGAUUUUCUGUGCACACAUUUCCUCCUUAGUCAUCUUCCCCUUCUACCCUUUCCAUUAAACAAGGGAACACUCAAUCUUUCAAGGGAACUAUGUGUUUGAGUUAAUGUUUCAGUAUAUCAUUUUCAUACUGUAAAUUAUUUUGUAAGAGAGAUUUACUGCUAUCCCAGGAUGUUUGGAUUCAGCGCCCCUGUGCAUUUGGAAAUCAAUAAACUAUUACUGGAAAUAC